Nicotiana tabacum (common tobacco) is the source of this 924-nucleotide messenger RNA. Lineage: Eukaryota; Viridiplantae; Streptophyta; Magnoliopsida; Solanales; Solanaceae. The record is from RefSeq and is a predicted model, not a curated record.
UCCAACUUUAAACACAAACGUUUUCCUCCAAUUCUCAAAUAAAAAAAAAACUAGGGUCCUGCUCAGCUGCUCUGCGCCUCUGCCUGUGCGAUUGAUUGACAAUCACUGAUACCACAAUCUGCCGGACGCCCUCCAAUUCUCCACUGUGUAUCAGUAAUGGAGCAGCAGCUGCAAGAGGGUUUUUAUCGGUUUCGUCCUACUGAUUCAGAACGACUUAAGUUGUUGUUGAGAUUCAUUGCUAAACAAGAAAUGAAUGAUUCUGGAUUUAUCACAACAAACAUCGACGUCUAUGGCGGAGAAGAACCAUGGGAAAUUUACAAUCACGGCGUAUCCUGUGGUAAUGAUGAUGAUGAUAAUGCGGAUAGCAGUAAUUAUCGCUAUUUCAUUACAAAGCUGAAGAAGAAAAGCAAGGCGGGGUAUAAUCGAGAGGUAGGUAAUAAAGGGAGUUGGAAACAGCAAGACAAGGCUAAAUCAGUUCACUACGAAAAUGUGGGAAAUUCAUCAUUAGUGGUUAUUGGAUGCAAAAAGAGCUUGUGUUAUGUGAAUAAAGAGUAUUAUAAUCAGAACGAUGGACAUUGGUUGAUGAAGGAGUACGAACUUUCUAGUGUUAUUCUUCAGAAAUUCGACGAAGAUCGUAGAGAUUAUGUUCUUUGUGCCAUCAAAAGGAUGCCACAUUCUACUGAUUAUGCAAGGUGCCUGAAUUAGGAGUUCUUGAUUAUCAAUGGGAUGAAAAGGACUUAACUGAUUUGAAUUGUGAUAAUUGAUAUGCCCGAGGUUCUUGAGAUGUUGGCACAAAACGAAGCUUUUGAGUUUUAUUGAUUAACUGUAUAUUCAUUCUUGAUAGAUAUAUGGUAGAGAUUUGAUUAACAAUGGCAUAUGUCCAUCUUUUUAUCUUUGUAAUCAAAUGGCAUUUAACCUUCCUGA